Messenger RNA from Bipolaris zeicola 26-R-13, 237 nucleotides. RefSeq lists its product as uncharacterized. The annotation marks the transcript as partial. NCBI's taxonomy places the organism in Eukaryota, Fungi, Ascomycota, Dothideomycetes, Pleosporales, Pleosporaceae. The transcript has a single exon. The record is from RefSeq and is a predicted model, not a curated record.
GGCACAACCGCCGCCACGCCCUUAAGCCUUGCCACUGCAGAUGCUUCAUUUGAGUCCCUCAACGGCUUGUCCAAUCUGUUACGUACAUCUAGAAAACGUCCUCUCUCUCUACUCUGGCCCGGUCCACUUUUGUCGGGAAUGUCUUGGCUCCUGCGAAAUAGGGGAAUGAUCUCCCUUUGCCAAGCUGGCUCUUCAGAAAUGAAACCAACUCCACUGGCCGCCUAUUAUACCUCAUAG